Trypanosoma conorhini is the source of this 3405-nucleotide messenger RNA. Its product is annotated as putative DNA repair protein. The transcript has a single exon. NCBI's taxonomy places the organism in Eukaryota, Euglenozoa, Kinetoplastea, Trypanosomatida, Trypanosomatidae. Gene Ontology annotation, molecular function: damaged DNA binding; single-stranded DNA endonuclease activity; single-stranded DNA binding. The record is from RefSeq and is a predicted model, not a curated record. Gene Ontology annotation, cellular component: nucleotide-excision repair factor 1 complex. Gene Ontology annotation, biological process: nucleotide-excision repair involved in interstrand cross-link repair; double-strand break repair via homologous recombination; resolution of meiotic recombination intermediates. The coding region runs from base 1 to 3405 and encodes 1134 amino acids.
AUGCCGUCCACCAUAUCGAGUCAAAUUGCAGGAUGGUGCGUAGGUCAGGACGUGGAGGACAUCAACGCACAGUUAUGCGUGGUGAGCGUCGGGUUUGAUGUUGAGGGCAUCGUCGCACGCCUCAUCCGCCGCGCCCUCUCAGGUUUGUCAUCACUGCAUGCCUGCGUCUCGUGUGUCGUGUUACCCGAAGGCACAAGAAGUGGGACUCUCUCGCGCGUGGCUGCAGCCAUCACUUCUUCUCUCAAUCACGUCGACGACGAACGCGUGCAGGUGCAUGUGGCGGAGGAGGGCACCCCCACCCGGACCCGCUGCACAUAUUAUCAAAGCGGUGGUGUGGUGGUCUUGAGCAGCCGCAUGUUAUGUGCCGACCUGCUGCACAGACGGCUGUCACGUGAACUUGUGGGGAUCGCCAUCGUGUUGCUGCCCUACGGAGGCCCAAGGCGAUCUGAUAGUGUCGUGCCAAGCAUCGCCUUCUGUGCAGAAAUUCUUCUUCGAGGCGGUGACGGUGGGGCGAGGCAUCUCCUCUCGCGUAGGCGUCAUCCACCUUUUAUUCUUCUUUCAGAUAACCCAUGCUUUGUACGCUAUCUGCUGCAGCGGCGGCGCAUUGGUCAGGAGCCGUUUCUCACAAAAGUACACGUCGACGACGUGCAACUGUUCCCACGCUUUCGACUCAAUGUGAUGCGCCACUUUGAGCAGCUUGCAAAGGAGAGGCCCUUGAAGGUGGAACGUGUCGCGGUGGGCGCGUCGUCGAGUACCACCGCCCUCGACGGGCUGCUCCGUCAGGUCUUAAAGGAGGUGAUUGGAGAGCUGCACGCCUUAGAGACACGUCUGGGUCAGAUCAGUGACCGCGGUUGCAGUCAUAGCGGCCGGACCGCUCAAACGGCUAGCGCUGAUCGCGACGCGGAUGAUCCCUUUUCGCGUCUGCAGCCUAUCUCGCGUCGACCGCGCUUGGAAAAGCAACCCCCCCGUUAUGUGCGAAAGCCUUGGGUGGUGCCCUCGGACCCCACCGUCAUUCUCUUUGGACGCAUCUCUGAGGAGGAUGCCCUGGAUGUGGCGGACCUUAGCCUGGAUGACGACUUGGACUACGCCCUACGUGCCCACGGCCCCCUGUGGUCAUUUGGUAGACUUGUUGAAAGCCUACUGGACGUUCGUGGACUGCGGCGCGAUGUGCGACGUCUCUCACCGUUUGCGUGGGUAUUCGCACUGGAGGCGUCACUGGCCGCACGCACGGCGCGCCACACACGCGAUGCAACCUCGCCAAGGACGUUCACGGUGCAGCCACCCGAUGCACCCUGGACCUUGUCGCAGCACUUCAGUUCGAUUGUCACGCUGGCUAUUCACCGCGUCGGCACGGUAGAAGUGCGGCCUGUGACGAAGAACAACGCCGUCCAUCAGAGCAGCGGUGAUGACAUCAAUACCGUUGGGUCUCAUCUUGUUGUGGAAAACGCAGAGGCGUCAGAAGACGAUGAUGAUGUGGUGUGUGUGGAUCCGGCCACACCGCAGCGCCUGCUCCUCCCGCGCACCGAGGAGGUUGAUCCAGGCAUGGAGUACGCCAACCGCGUCAUACAGGGCUGGUGCCGGGAUGCAAGACGCAGGCGAAUUACUGGGGGUCUGACGAAUUCUGUCUUUUUACUCAUUGUCUUUGGCGAGCGUGCGCUUCGUCGCUACGUAUGUCGUCUGACGCACCUGCUGGAGGAUUUCCAGACGUUUGAGCUGAACGGUUUCGUCGCGGCUUACCAAGCGAAACACGGGGCUGACAUUCGCCGAUGUGCGGAGGGCGCCCCCGUAACGGAGAAGGCGGCGGGUGUAAACUUGCGCACCUGGUUUCUCGCCGGCAGUGACGACGCUGUUGAGGAGGAAGGAAAUGUUACGGACGAGCAUGACGAAGGUGGAGAUGGAACUUCGGUUGAGAGGAGAGUUGGUGCCCAAGGAGAGAAGACAGGGGCGAGUGUUGUCUCGCAGGAGCCAAGUUUUCUCUUUUCCCAAGGCAGCACGGUGAGUACUAACCCUGCGAGCCAUAGGAGAAGGAAUGACAAGGCAGACAGCACCUCACUGCAUCACUUGCUUCUAAGCCAAGCCCCACUUACGCCGCCGUCAGAAGAGCGACGACACAGGCAGGGAAAUCGCCCGCCUGCCCCGUUGAGGCUUGAGUGUGUUGGUAGCGGUAUCGCCCUGCUGCGUGCAUCUUCCGUCGAUUGCGAAGCUUCGUCGUCUUCUCCACAAGUGGCAGUGGUGGACGGGUCAUUGAUGUGUGCAUCUGAAUUGAUUGCUAUGCUGAAGGGCGCUCAUGACGCAGUUGUGUUACCCACCCGAGUUAUGGUGGUGGAGCAGCAGCUUCGCUUCCUUCGCUUAUUGGAGAUGGCCCAGGAUGCACUACAGCCCGAGCGCCUGCGUGAGCUGCGGGUGCAAGUGCUGGUGGAGCAGCUGCAGGAGGCACCCUUCACUAAUCGCGUUGUGGAAGAGGAGCGUGAGGCCUUUGAGGCGUUGGCACACGCCAAGGCGACGCUGACAGGGUCCCUGCUAUCUGACAGAAGCACGCUGCGUGCAGUGCAGGAGAACCUCGAGUCAGGGUUAAUUCACGACCACAACCUGGGUCGGAGACAACGCGGCACCUUGGGACUUGGCCGCGAGGAGAAUUGUGGCGUGCAGUCAUCUAUAGCGUGUGGCUCUACGACGACCACGGCCGCUUCUGAGGCUCCACUCGUUGUGUUUGACGAGCGGGAGUUUCGAUCCUUGCUACCGUACGCGUUGUACCGUCGCGGUAUUGAGCUUGUUCCCUUAACGCUCACGACGGCCGAUUACGUGUUGUCGCCAUCGUACGCGCUGGAACGCAAGAGUGCCCCGGACUUUAUUCAGUCCUUACUUUCGGGUCGCAUCCACACCCAGCUCGCGGCUUUGUCUCGACGUUACGAGUUUCCAUUCUGCCUUGUUGAAUUUGAUCGUGGCGCUCCGUUUCGUCUGUCUUUUCCAUCCUCUUGGUCAUCACCCGCGACUGCCGCCGAAAGUGCCGGGCUGUUCGCACGGGUCGCGCGUCUCUUUGCAGCUUUUCCACGUGUUCAGGUGUUGUGGUCGCGCGAUGCGACGCAGUCGGCUGGCAUCAUACACGAGAUGAAGCGCACAUGUGCACGGGAGGCGGCGGACCCAAGUGCGCCCUCGCUUACACGAGCAAAUAUCGAUCCGCAGGACACCGCCAUGGAGAAGGAGGCGGCGCACCUUGCGGCCCGCGUUUUGUCAUGUUUCCCGGGCAUUACGCCCGGCAACGCGGCGCAGGUCAUGGCAACUUGUGGCUCGCUUGCGGGGCUCGCCACCAUUGACGUGUCCGCACUCACGGAAGCAAUGGGGGAGGAGAACGCCAAACUUCUCUACAGCUUCUUGCACGAUGACCUUGUCGCCAAGGUUCUGUAG